Molecule: messenger RNA, 4061 nt
Organism: Cebus imitator (Panamanian white-faced capuchin)
Lineage: Eukaryota; Metazoa; Chordata; Mammalia; Primates; Cebidae
Product: trem-like transcript 2 protein
Exons: 4
Coding region: 1732-2400 (222 amino acids)
Biological process (GO): T cell activation
Cellular component (GO): cell surface
Molecular function (GO): signaling receptor activity
Source: RefSeq, a predicted model, not a curated record
CACUGAAAAAAAAAAGGGUAAAUAAGAAAAACAAAACACAUCUGUAAGCGGAGAAGUCUCAAGUGACAACUGUAUCUCAUUCCCACGCCCCCAGUGCCUACCUAGUCCCAUGCAUAGCAAUGAGGUUGUGGGAAUGAAUGAACAAAUGAAUGAAUGAAUGAAUGAGUUGGGAGACUAUAAAAGUUUGGGUUCAGCCAAGAUAAAACUACGUUGCUUGGAGUUUGGGAGUUCAAGGUCAGUUUAAGAUUGUGGCCAUGCAAGCUUGAGGAUUUUUUGCUUUAAGUCCUGUUAAAAUUAAUUAAAUUAGAGACCAGGCCCAAAGAGUCCCUGAGCAGACAAAAAUCAGUCAGGCCUUAUAAGUGACCUCAACCUUGCUUGAUUUGCAAACAUCAGUGAAACUUAACUUGAGCUAUUUCUUGUAAAUGUGUAUAUUAAGGAAGAACAGGACUUAAGCUCCACCAGUCAGAAGAAGCCAAUGAACUUAUAUAAAUAAGUAGGGUCUUUCCAACAGGCUAGGGCAAAUAGGGGAACUGUAUAACGGUAGCCAAUUAAAUGUUUUCUUCGCUUUACUUGUCCUGUGGGAGCCUUCCCCUUGUGUCCCGCCAGUGGAGCUCCUCCGCCUGUUCUGUUUGGAGCUGCCUGAUUCAUGAAUUGUUGUUCGCUCAAAUAAUCCGUUUAAAAUUUUAUUGUGCCUCAUUUUACUUUUUGACAGUCCCAUCUAAGGAGUAGAAACGUAGCACUGGUGAGUAGGGGGAGCAUACAUAACCAUGGGGGGGUCCAACUGGACUCCCACACACUGAAGGAGCAGGUGACACAGCUACUGGUCUGGGCCUUGGAGUAAGUGAAGGGUGUGGUCUUGGGCCAAGUGCUGGGUCAUUUCCACCGGAGCUGUUGGCUGUACAGGCGAGAUAGGGUUGAGCAGGAGGAAGUGGAGGGGGCUUGCCUGUGUGCUGACGGAGGCUGGAGGCACGGGAGGAAAGGGCUCUUGAGGUGAGGUGGAUGAGGGGAAGCCCUGCGGUGGCUUUAGGAAGCCUGUGGGAGGGACUAGGAGUGUAGAGGGAGCUGGUGGUGAGUAGAGACGACAGGAGGAGAGGCAGAGAGAGGGAUAGAGACAGGAGAUGCAGGGGUAGGGCAGAGGAGGGGCCGCUGGGGUGUGCGUGUGAGUGUGUGUGUGUGUGUGUGUGUGUGUGUGUAAGAGAGAAAGUGAGACUAUGUGUGUGAGUGUGAGUGUAUGUGCAUGCACACCCAUGUAUGAGAGCACAGGAAGCCCUCCCUCAACCCAAACUUUGUGGGAAACCAAAAAGAUUUCAAGUAAGCCUGUAAGAGGUUAUUUGCAAGAGUGAACACAAGGGACUAUUCUGAGCAGACAGAAGCCUGGCAGAGAGAGAGAGGAAGGAACAGAAAGAAUACAUCUGCAACAAAUGAAUGAAUUAGAGUUUAUGAGAAUUUCUGUGUGAAUGUGUGUAUGUAAGAAACUAGAGUUCACGAUUUCCACCUCAUUUUGAGAGCCUGCACUGCUGGGUCUCUCAGCCUGGAGGAUUCAAAGAAAAUCCGUACCUGAGGUUCCAGGAGCCUCACCCCAGUCCCCUAGCUGGAUCCUGGUGACCAGUUCCUGGGGGAGGUUGGGGAGGGCUGGGAGCUCUCUUUCUGUUAGCUGUCUUUGGGCUGGAGCCUGAAGUUUCGAGGAAAAGAGCAGGAAUAGCUGCCAGCACCGCCCUCAAAAUAGGCUCAAUGAACCCCUGCGGUUGGCUGGGGGCAGUGGGUCCCACACUGCCUCACUUCCGUAAAUGGGCAACUUCAUUUUUAGAACCCCAGGUCCUUCCCUGGCAGGCCCAGAUGGCAUGUCCUGUGUCGGCUGGGGCCUCACCUUGGAUCCCGGGGAUGCGCUGGCCCCUUGCUGGGCCUGUGACUGCCCAGCUGGAUGGAUUCAUGGUCCCUGCGCUCCUGCUGCUGCAGCGGCCACAGGGCUGCAUUUCAGGUCCCCCCGCUGAGAGCGCAUACACAAAAGUGAGGCUCCUUGUCGGGGAGACUCUGUCUGUGCUGUGCUCCUACAAGGGCUACAGAAACCGUGUGGAUGGCAAGGUUUGGUGCAAAGUCAGGAGGAGGAAGUGUGAGCCUGGCUUCACCCGAGUGUGGGUGAAGGGACCCCGUUACUUGCUGCAGGACGAUGCCCAGGCCAAGGUGGUCCACAUCACCAUGGCGGCCCUCACGCUCCAGGACUCUGGCCGAUACUGGUGCAUGCGCAACAGUUCCGGGACCCUGUAUCCCAUGCUGGGCAUCCAGCUGGACGUGUCUCCAGGUGGAAAGCUGGUGCAGGAAAAUAUCAGCCAAUACAUGUGCCAUAGUAGGGGACAGUCCCAGGACAGUGGCAUGGGAGCCUCGAUACUUCAUCCAGGAUGAUCACUUCUAUGGCAACUUCACCGUCACCAUGACUGAGCUCAGAGAAGAGGCCUCAGGGUUCUAUGGGUGUGGAAUCUCUCAAUCCCCUGAGAUCUCAUUCAUCAGAAACAUCUGCCUGGUGGUAUCUCAAGGUCUCUUAGGUACUCCUGCCUCCAAUGUGAAUCCUACCCAGAACAUGCCUCAGACUCCCACAGUUCUUACUACCCGCUAAGGCCCUGAGCCCACUGUACAUCAGCCCAAAAACCAUGACCCAACCUCCACCCAAGUCAACUGCUGAUGUCUCCACUCCUGGUCCACAGUCAACAAUAAAAAUGGGACAAAUGUCAUAUGAUUUCCCAGCCUCUGGGCCCUGGAUUUGGACACUGAGCCGGUUGUUCCCCAGUCAGUGUGCUGAGAGGUUGAGGGAGUGAGAGAAAGGGGAGGGUGGGGCAGGAGCAGACCUGAGUCACAUUAGUCUGGGUAGAAAUGUCCAGGGAAGAAGGAAGUGGUGAUGGAGAAUAGGAGAGGCUCUCUCUCAGUCAGGCUGUCCUCCCCAGUUCACCUUCCUUGCUUUCUUGCAACCUGAGUAUUAAGGAGAGGGUAAUGGCAUCUUCCCCAUAUUCCAGUGGACCCCAUCCAACCCCAGGGGCUGGAUGGGUAGUGGGAAAGCAGUCUCUGAGUGAGGGACCCUGGAUCUAGUGUCAGCCUGACUGACUGACUGUGACUUUGUGUGAGUCAGGAGCCCUCUCUGGCUUCAGCUUCCUUGUCAAUUCAAUAGGCAUGCUAGAAGCCCAGAGCUGAAGACAUUGUCCACCUAAUAGCUCUCAGCAGGAGCCACAUGUUAGCACUAAAUGCAGCAUUGGUUUUUGCUUUGUUUGGUUAGUUUUUUAAAAAAGAAUACUGAUGUGUGUGCUCUCAUACACAGACCAAUAGAAUCGGAAUUUCUGGAAAUAAAGCCCAUCUCAGUACUUUUUAAUAAACACCUCAGAAAGAAAUUCAGAGAGGAAAGGACAAACAAACUGAGGAAUGAGAAAGAAUAAAAACUCUAUCUUUUGAAAUAAAAAAAUUUAAUGUGAUUUUUCCCUUUAAGAAGAAAAAUCUGCAUUAAUUAAAUGAAAACUAUCAUCCAAGCUACUUAAGUAUAAAAGCACAUUGUGCUAUAAAAUAUUUAAUCUGUAUUAAUAAGAAGCUAAGCUUAUAACAAGAAACUGAAUGCUUCUCAGUUGACUACUUACAUUGAGGCAAAAGUCUAUAAAGCAGCAUUUCCUAUGAUGGUGGAAGGUUCUCUGUCCCUGUCCAACAUGGAUAGCCACUAGGCAUGUGUGAUAAUUGAGCACCUGACCUGAGACAAGUGAGAGUGAAGGACUGUAAUUUCUAUUUAUCAUUUAAUUUUUGUUAAUUUAAAUGUAAAUAGCCCCUUUGACAAAACUUUGGGAGUGUUUUAAGGCAACUUUAGGACUUAUUGAGAAGUUUGUUUGAAAGUAGGUCUUUCAAAGCAGGGGCUGGGCUAUGAUUAAGUAAGGAUCACAAUCAAACAGUACAGGAUUGGUAGAAACAAUAAGAUGAGGUUCCUUUUUUUUUUUUAACUUUAGAUUCUGGAGUACAUGUGCAGGUCAUGUAGGGUUGUUGCAUAGGUGCAUACAUAACCAGGUGGUUUGCUGCCUCUAUUCCCCCUUUGAUUA